AUGGACGGCGCUCAGCUCCGUCCCGCUGAGCCCUUUAAGUUUGGUGAUGGAAGAGUUGGCCAGUACGGAAGGUUUCAGCAAGCUGGGAGGAAGACCGGCUCAUUCAAAAGGAAGGGGAUUGAAAGAUGGCACAGAGCUGUGUCCCCCAACUUGGUGAAACAAAAUGUAUUGGUCCCCAAAGAGGAGCCUUUGAGUGGGAGCGACAUGGAAUUCCAUGAAAGCCAGCAAAGUCGGAAAAAAAAAGUGACGCAUAAAAUGAAGACUUUUGUCGGGAGGAUGUUGUCAUACAAGUCCAGACGCAAGCCAGCAAGUGUCAGUGGAGAGGGCACCAGCAGCCAUCGGCGAGCCCUGCGUUCGGAGCCGCGGAGCCCUCCUGCUGGAAGAGUCGAGGGGCCCCCGUCACCCGGGCCGUCCACCACUAAAAUGAGGAAAGAAGAGGAGAACGCGACGAUACAACUUGAUGUUGUAGAAGCAGAGACAGAGGAGAUAACCCGAGGAAACACGCUCCUGCAGGCGAGGAGGACCACCCAGCGGUUAUCUGUGACGUCCCUCCCUCCAGCCCUGCAGAAGGUUCCAUAUUCCUCAAAAAAGAGACUACACUUUCCAGCACUUAAAAAGAAGAAACAUGGCAUUGAAAACAUCCUCCAAAAAUCAGAUUUGACAGUAGGAAAGCUUCAAAUGCAGGUGGAUGACCUCAUAGAAACAGUGACUGAUAAGUCCAUGAAGUUACUAGCCCAAAGACAUGCUGAGCUUCAACAGUGUGAGUUUCUAGGGGAUGAAAUUCUUCAGUCUUCUAAGCAGUUUCAGAGGAUUUCCAAGAGAACCAUGAGGAAGUAUAAACUGAAAAAUGUGUGUUUCCCAUGUACCUGCUGCUGCUUCUGA
Molossus molossus (Pallas's mastiff bat) is the source of this 882-nucleotide messenger RNA. RefSeq names its product chromosome unknown C3orf49 homolog (gene CUNH3orf49). The record is from RefSeq and is a predicted model, not a curated record. The coding region runs from base 1 to 882 and encodes 293 amino acids. NCBI's taxonomy places the organism in Eukaryota, Metazoa, Chordata, Mammalia, Chiroptera, Molossidae. The transcript has 6 exons.